Messenger RNA from Entamoeba invadens IP1, 1797 nucleotides. RefSeq names its product heat shock 70 kDa protein, putative. NCBI's taxonomy places the organism in Eukaryota, Evosea, Mastigamoebida, Endamoebidae. Bases 1 to 1797 code for a protein of 598 amino acids. Gene Ontology annotation, biological process: cellular response to unfolded protein; protein refolding. Gene Ontology annotation, molecular function: heat shock protein binding; ATP hydrolysis activity; ATP binding. The record is from RefSeq and is a predicted model, not a curated record. The transcript has a single exon. Gene Ontology annotation, cellular component: mitochondrion; cytoplasm.
AUGUUAUCACAUCACCCCGAAUUCCACACCACCAUCGGAAUCGACUUGGGGACGACGAACAGUUGUAUGUCAUAUCCAACAUCCACUACUCCACAAAUCAUCGAGAAUUCAGAAGGCAGUCGAACGACCCCAUCGAUCGUCUCGUACACUCCAAAAGGGAUUUUAGUUGGGGAAGCUGCGCGUCGCCGUCAGUCGUUUUAUCCCAAAGAGACGAUAACGCAUGCGAAGCGAUUGAUAGGCAUUAAAUAUGACCAAGUGACUCCUUUUAUGCGGCAAGGGUAUACAAUAAUUAAAGGGCCCAAUAACGAUGCAUGGGUUGAGGUGAAUGGGGUGAAGUAUUCUCCAUCCCAAAUCUCAGCGGAGGUCCUGAAAAAGAUGAAGAAAGACGCUGAGAAGAAAUUGUGUCAACCGGUCGACUCCGCUGUUAUCACAUGUCCCGCAUACUUCAACGACGCCCAACGACAAGCGACAAAAGACGCUGGCCGGAUAGCUGGGUUAAAUGUCAAGAGAAUUAUUAACGAGCCCACAGCGGCAGCUUUAGCGUAUGGGAUCGAUGCUACCAAAGCGAAUGAAGGUAGAACGGUAGCUGUUUUUGACUUAGGCGGAGGGACUUUUGACGUUUCGAUCUUAGAAAUCCGGAAAGGAGUGUUUCAAGUGAAAAGUACAAAUGGGGACACAGCACUUGGAGGCGCUGAUUUUGAUGGAGUUAUUGCAUCUUUGAUAUCAAACGAGUUUUAUAAAGUUAAUAAAGAGAAGAUCUUAACUCAACGAGGGAGAGUCAGAGUGCGAGAAGAGGCUGAACGAGUGAAGUGUGAGUUGUCGAGUAGUUUAGAGAGUAGUAUAGUCCUUCCUUAUUUAGAGAAAGGGAAGAGUCUUGAAAUGACUUUAACACGAAAGAGUGUUGAAGAGAAGUGUCACGACCUAACGCGACGCCUGAAACGGCCGUGUGAACAAGCUAUUAAAGAUAGUCGGCUGACGAAACAGCAAAUCAAUGAUAUAGUCUUAGUAGGUGGGAUGACACGUAUGCCAUUGAUACAACAAACCGUCUUUGAGAUCUUUGGGAAAUAUGGGAAUGGCAAAGUCAAUGCCGAUGAGGCUGUUGCGAUAGGAGCUGGAAUGCAAGCGGGAGUACUUGAAGGGAAGAAGAGAGAUAUAGUCUUAGUAGACGUCACUCCUUUGACGUUGGGGAUUGAAACGAUGGGGGGAGUAAUGACGCCAUUGAUAGAGAGAAACACGACUAUCCCAACUAGGGUUUCAAGAGAGUUCACCACUACUAACGAUUUCCAAAGAGAAGUCGACGUCAAAAUUUAUCAAGGAGAAAGAAAACUAGCGAAGAAUAAUAAGAAACUGGGCGAAAUGAAAUUGGUUGGAAUACCCCCGGCUAAACGAGGAGUUGCGAAGAUAGAAGUGACCUUUGAUAUUAACGCGGAUGGCAUUGUGAAAGUCUCGGCAAAGGAUCUUGGGACCGGGAAAGAGUCCGGCAUUCAAAUCAAAAGUGACGGGGGACUGAGUGAAGAGGAAAUCGCCAAAAUUAUUAAAGAAGGAAAUCUCCAUAAAGAAGAGGACGAGAAAGUCGAACAACUCUUAACUCUUAAAAAUAAAGUGAAAGGUGAAGUGGAGGCAGCUCAAGAAAUCAUCUCAAAUUUGAGAAAGAAGAAUAUCCCUUUUAUCACAUUAAGUAAGGCUAUCACUAAAAUCAAUGGGGAAGUGACUGGAAACAACAUCGAGAGUAUCAAAAAGGCGGAAGACCAGUUGAUUGAAGAAAUGUCGAAAAGUAGUGAAAAACUAUAUAAAUGA